Molecule: messenger RNA, 948 nt
Organism: Mesorhabditis spiculigera
Lineage: Eukaryota; Metazoa; Nematoda; Chromadorea; Rhabditida; Rhabditidae
Source: the annotation of a GenBank genome assembly
AUGCCACGGUGCCUCAAUGGACCCAAGAGAAGCGUGGAACUUCUCUUCGAGCCAAAGGAGUUACAAGAGUUCCAGGCUAAGGUUGAUACGCUGCUGGAAGAAUCGAAACGAUUGCAGACUACGGCGGAGAAAGCGCAGCGAGCGAUGUUGAGCUCUCGAACCGCUGGUCUAUCAAUGGUACCAGAGAAUCCGGAUAUGCAAAAGCUGGCAAAUGACGAGUACCGCUGCUUAAUCGCGGAACUUCAAGGAUUUCAAGUAAAUCAAGGCGCACUUGCCGUGGGACAGGCUGUUGCUGAAUUUCAAGAAUAUCUCGGCAUGUUUGGAACGCGGCUGUCGAAAGUGCCGGUGGUCAACGAAGAUACGAUGCAAGAGUCUACGCGGAACAAAGUGACGAUCCGAAAUAUUCCGGCUCACUACACUCGUACCGAUGCCAUCAAGAAGCGUAACGUGGCAAGUCAGACGGCCGCUCUUCCUACAGUCCCCAACAAUGGAAAUAAGCUUGAGAAGAAACCGGCACAGUGCGUGCGGUGUAGCAAGAAUGUGUUCCCGAAAGCCGAUAAAGGAGCGACAAAAGCGGCCGCGAAGCCGAUUGCCGGAAGCGAGGUGCGGGUUGCGCGGAUGGUGAUGGAGAAUUCUAAGAAGUUGCUGAAGUCGAGCAAAAAGCAGAGUCUUUCGCAUCUUGCCGAGCUUGCCGUGGCGCCUGUCGUCACGCCGAAAUCGAAGAAAGAUGUUGUCACUGUGACGGUCAAGCAUAGGAAGCCCAAGCUCGUAUCGGAAUCGAGGAAUUGGAAAGGAGAGCAGCAUGAACUCGUCUUUGCAUAUAUGGAAUCAGCUGAAGCGGCCAUAAAUCUCGUUCGCCAUUAUCAACGAAACCCUCCGGCUCAACUCGCCGCUUACAACGUCGUCUGGGAAAUCGCCGGUACCAACGCUUGGUCGAGGCUUUAUGCC